GGAAGUGCAGUUCUCACGUGUUGCUUGUACACUGACUGGUUGCUAUGCAGAGUCUUCUCUCCGAAAUGAUGUGUCAUCACCUUAAAUAAAAUUAUAUCCUUUAUUUUGUUUUACCCGUAGCGUCUACAGCAGGAAAAUAAGGACAUGAAAGUGGUGGCGUUGAUAAGUGGGGGCAAAGACAGCUGCUACAAUAUGAUGCAGUGUGCUGCUGCUGGACACCAGAUUGUAGCUCUGGCCAACCUGCAUCCUGCUAACACAGAUGAGUUGGACAGCUACAUGUACCAGACAGUCGGUCACCAGGCUAUAGAUCUGUAUGCUGAAGCCAUGGAGCUGCCUCUGUACAGACGUAUUAUCCAAGGUUCUAGCCUGGAUACCAGCAGAACCUACAGUAUGACAGAAGGAGACGAGGUGGAGGAUCUAUAUCACCUUCUGCACCUUGUCAAGGAAAAGGAGGGUGUCGAGGCAGUGUCUGUAGGGGCCAUUCUUUCCGAUUACCAGAGGGUCCGUGUGGAAAAUGUAUGUUCGAGGCUCAGUUUGCAAGCCCUGGCCUACCUGUGGCAUCAAGACCAAGAGUCCCUUCUUUCUAAGAUGUUAUCAUCUGAUCUCAAAGCUAUAAUUAUCAAAGUUGCCGCCUUUGGCCUGGAUCCAGAGAAACACUUAGGAAAACCUCUGGCUGACAUGGAGCCCUAUCUGAAGCAGCUUUCUCAGAAGUAUGGAGUCCAUAUUUGCGGGGAAGGAGGCGAAUAUGAAACCUUUACCCUUGACUGCCCUCUCUUCAAAAAGAAUAUAGUUAUCGAUGCAGCGGAGACAGUGAUCCACUCAGCAGAUGCUUUCGCUCCAGUCGGCUACCUGCGUUUCACCAAGUUGCAUACUGAGAAGAAAGACAGCGAUGCGGUGGCGAGAGCUUUGCCCCAUGGUAGUUGUCCUUGCCAGAACGCCAUUGACAAGAUGACUGAAGAGGAGGAGGAAUAUGCUGAUCAAGCCGAAGACAACCAGCAAGAAUUUACAUCAAGUUGUGACCUUUGUUGUCAGUGGGGCCACGAUCGACCUUCAUCCUGGUCGCAGAUUAGCUCUCGGGGUUACCAGUGGAUCUCUGGCAUCAACGGUCUUCAGAGCCAAGACCCAGGAAUCCAGUGCCAGACAUUGGCAGCUUUCAUUCAGCUGCAAAGUGAGUUGGACAGUCGAGGGUGGUCAAUGAAACAUAUUGUCCUGGUGCACCUGUAUGUGAGGAACAUGGAAGAUUUUGAUCCACUCAACACCGUGUAUAGCAAACGUUUUGGCGUAAACCCACCAGCAAGGGUGUGUGUCCAGGCUCCGCUACCUGCUGGUCAGCUACUGCAGAUGGACUGUCUGCUUCACGAUUGGACGGAAAAACCAGAGGAUGACUGUGUCCACCAAAAAGAGGUGCUCCAUGUUCAGAGCCUGUCCCACUGGGCCCCUGCCAACAUCGGACCCUACAGCCAGGCCAUUAGGGUCGAUGAAUCUGUGUUCUGUGCAGGCCAAAUUGCUUUGGUUCCUUGUACCAUGCAGUUGGUUCAGGCUGGCACCAGAACACAGGCUCGCUUGUCCUUCAGUUAUGUGAAGAAGGUUCUGGAAGCCAUUAUCAGCAACAUGACUUUGACACAUGUGAUCCAGUCCCACUGCUACACAACGAGACAUCAAGACAUCCCGGUCAUCAGAGAUGUCUGGCAGAGCAUGCUGAGCGCCGCAGAAGAAGAAAAGGACUUGUUGUGGGAGCCUGAGACGAAACAAGGCCUCUUAUUGGUUAUUGUGGUACCCGCUCUACCAAAGGGUGCUGCUGUGGAGCUCCAUGUAACAGCUGUUCGAGAUGACCCAAGAAAGAGGACUUCCUGUCACAUGACUACAAAGGUAGCAUGCGGAUCCAUCGAGUGCGACACUGUAAUAUCUGGCGAUGGCUGUGGUGCUUCGCUCUCCCUGGCUGUGGUCAGCACCGGCUCAGGGAUCUCUGAUGUCACGGAUCUCACACAGGCAGUGUGUGCUGCGUUCCAAAAAGCCACAAAGGAGCUUGCCACCGGGCUAUCACCACUGUGUGCCAGGGUGUUUUUCAAGCAUAACCACCCAGUGGCACAGCAGAUUGUUAAAGGUCUUGAACAGAGUUUGAGAGACUUUCUACAACAGUCCAGUCCAUCUGUAGCCCUGGUCCCAGUACUGGACCUGCCUGACUGCCAGAUCAUGCACUUGUCCUGCUGGCUUAGUUUGUAGUUUCACAACCAGAAUCUGCAACCAGGACUCCAAUCAUCCACAGCGCUGGGAUUCAGUGGGCCAACUUUGACAUGUCA
Messenger RNA from Thalassophryne amazonica, 2300 nucleotides. RefSeq names its product diphthamine biosynthesis 6 (gene dph6). The transcript is spliced from 15 exons. Gene Ontology annotation, molecular function: diphthine-ammonia ligase activity. Lineage: Eukaryota; Metazoa; Chordata; Actinopteri; Batrachoidiformes; Batrachoididae. Gene Ontology annotation, biological process: protein histidyl modification to diphthamide. The record is from RefSeq and is a predicted model, not a curated record. Bases 145 to 2223 code for a protein of 692 amino acids.